AUGUUCGAGGCACGACUGGAGAGGAGAGAACGCGUAAAGCCACAAAGCUUGGGGAUAACUUCAGAUGCGAAAAAUGAGGAUAUGAUUCUUGAUGCUGCGGGAUUGUUUCCUAUCAAGGAACCCUUCUUCGUCACCGCCAAAUUCUGGAAACGUUUUUCCGUCUACGCCUCCGUCAUCCUCUCCAUCGCCUCUCUCGUCAUAUCCUCCAUCGCAUCCCUAAAGCCCAGGUCUGCUGCCGAUUUGAAAGGUCUAUCAUUCCUUUUCCUCCCCUCCCCCUUCUUUCUCCAAAAAAUCCAACUAACCUCCUCUAGCCCUAAUAGUAACCAGCAUAAUCAUCAACGCACUCUCGGUCACUCUCUCCGCGCUUACUUCUCUAGAUUGGCAAAGCCAGGCGACGACGGACCGGAAAUUCGCGCAGAUGUUGAGUCAGAUUAG
Molecule: messenger RNA, 435 nt
Organism: Botrytis fragariae
Lineage: Eukaryota; Fungi; Ascomycota; Leotiomycetes; Helotiales; Sclerotiniaceae
Exons: 2
Coding region: 1-435 (144 amino acids)
Source: RefSeq, a predicted model, not a curated record